UUGGGAAGGUUAGAGGAGCGCUUCGCCAGCUUGAACAUGGAGUUGACAAGAGUGGUCAUCUCAGCUCUCUUUCUGCUGGUGGCAUUUGGAUUGUCUAGUGCCAAAGUUGAAGAGGAGAACCCGGAGUUCUGGAGGUCACAAGCCCGGAAGACUUUGCAGUCAGCGUUGGACAGGAAGCUCAACACCAAUGUGGCCAAGAACAUCCUGUUUUUCCUCGGAGAUGGUAUGGGAAUCACAACGUACACAGCGUCUCGUAUCCUCAAGGGACAGCUGGAGAACCAGACAGGAGAGGAGACAGUGAUGACCAUGGACACCUUCCCUAACGUGGGACUUGCUAAGACCUACAGUGUGGACUUCCAGAUUCCAGACAGUGCAGCCACAGCCACAGCGUAUCUGUGUGGAGUGAAAACCAACCUGAACACUAUCGGAGUUAGUGCAGCGGCUCGCAACGGAGUCUGCAAGACUCAGAAGGGCAACGAGGUCACGUCCAUCCUGAAGUGGGCCAAAGAUGCGGGCAAGUCUGUCGGCAUUGUAACAACAACGCGGGUGCAACAUGCCACCCCAGCAGCCAGCUACGCCCACAGCGCCAGCAGGAAGUGGUACAGUGACGCUGACAUGCCUGAUGCCGCCAAGAUGGACGGCUGCACCGACAUCGCCUCCCAGCUCCUCAAAAACACUGACAUAGAUGUCAUCAUUGGUGGUGGUAGAAAGUACAUGACCCCUAAGGGCACAAAAGAUCCCGAAUACCCCAGGGAUUACUCCUCUAGGGGCAAAAGAAAAGACGGACGCAACCUCAUUGAUGAGUGGCAGAGCAUGAAAAUUGGAAAGGUAGCCCACUACGUGUGGAAUAAAACAGAUUUCAAUGCUGUUGACCCUGAAACCACUGACUACCUCAUGGCUCUGUUUGAACCUGGUGAUCUGCACUUUGAGACGGAAAGGGACCCAAACAUGGACCCGUCCAUUGUAGAGACUACAGAAAAGGCUAUCCGCAUCCUCCAGAAAAACCCUAAAGGCUUCUUCCUGCUAGUGGAAGGUGGGCGUAUUGACCAGGCUCACCAUUCUGGCCGGGCGUACAUGGCACUCCAUGAGACGGUUGCUUUUGACUACGCCAUCGCCAAGGGCCUUGAACUCACCAAAGAGCAUGAAACUCUAACUAUAGUGAUGGCUGACCACUCCCACUCUGUUACCUUCAAUGGAUAUCCAUUCCGAGGGCAGAGCAUUCUGGGUAAAUCUCCACUGUGGGCUACAGAUGUGCUGCCUUACACCACACUAAUGUACGGCAACGGACCCGGACACAAAAUCACCAACGGCAAGCGUCCAGACAUCCGUGAUGUCAACACUAAAAAUAAAGACUACGUCCAGCUGGCUGCCGUCCCCAUGCAGUCGGCCACCCACAGCGGGGAGGAUGUGGCAGUGCUUGCCCGCGGACCUAUGGCCCACCUCUUCCAGGGCAUCCAGGAGCAGAACUACAUCGCCCAUGCCAUGGCCUACGCCGCCUGCGUGGGCGCCGACAUUAGGCACUGCCAGGGGCAAACUGAAGCACCUGCGGUUCACACCACCUUCACCAACGAUAAGAAUGGAGCCGGGGCGGCUUGUGGCUUGCCAGCUCUGCUCAGUAGCCUCCUCAGUGCACUGCUGGCACUUGUCGUGCUGAUGUAGGUCCCUUUUCCUUAGUGAAUCCUAUUGAUCUCACUCCACUUGUCAGGGAGGUCAGAGGUCCGGGUCAUAGGAGGAGUGAGCAGGGAUUUGCUCAAGGUAGUUUCAGCAGGAUCAGAGUUCUGUUGUUAAGA
Messenger RNA from Sander lucioperca (pikeperch), 1790 nucleotides. RefSeq names its product alkaline phosphatase 3 (gene alp3). The transcript has 11 exons. The record is from RefSeq and is a predicted model, not a curated record. Gene Ontology annotation, cellular component: plasma membrane. Gene Ontology annotation, biological process: dephosphorylation. Lineage: Eukaryota; Metazoa; Chordata; Actinopteri; Perciformes; Percidae. The coding region runs from base 37 to 1659 and encodes 540 amino acids. Gene Ontology annotation, molecular function: alkaline phosphatase activity.